UACCCGGGAUGGCGGCAUCAAGUGGGGCAGGCACUGGUGCAGGUGGCGGAGAGGCAGGUGGCAGGGGCGAACCCCGCGGAGCGGAGGUCCCGGCCGCUUGAGCCCCGGGUCGGGGCGUGACGGUUAUCCCGAAAGGCGGAGCCCAGCAGGCCUUUCCUCCAGCCGCGCUGGGACGCUGGUUCUCUUCUGCUUGUGCCCUACAGUUUUCAUCCUUCUGUAAGCUGUCACCAUGACCCUGACAAAAGGUUCCUUCACCUACUCCAGUGGGGAGGAGUAUCGUGGCGAGUGGAAGGAGGGCCGCAGACAUGGUUUUGGUCAACUGAUGUUUGCAGAUGGUGGCACCUACCUGGGUCAUUUUGAGAAUGGGCUCUUUAAUGGCUUUGGGGUACUGACCUUCUCAGAUGGCUCAAGGUAUGAGGGGGAGUUUGCCCAGGGCAAGUUUAAUGGCGCGGGAGUCUUCAUUCGACAUGACAACAUGACCUUUGAGGGGGAAUUUAAAAAUGGCAGAGUAGAUGGUUUUGGCCUGCUGACUUUCCCUGACGGUUCUCACGGAAUACCCCGCAACGAAGGUCUGUUUGAGAACAACAAGCUGCUGCGGCGUGAGAAGUGUUCCGCCGUCGUUCAGCGGGCCCAGAGUGCCUCCAAGUCAGCCAGAAGUCUCGCUGCCUGAUGGGGUGACAAGUAUUGGUAAAGCAGAUGCCCCACUAUUCACUCGGGGUGAACAAAUGAAUCAGAUGCGAGAGGAGAGCAGAAUGACCUUGGAGCAGAAGCCUGCUGCUGUGUCCCAUCCCCUGCCAGUCAGGGAUCACAGGGAAGCUCCAAGAACUCUGGCCCGCAGGCCCGGCAGCAGUGGUUACCGCGUGUCUUUCCCUCAUCUCACUUCUUGGUACUCUCUGUCCCUAACACCUGGGUUUCCCAAUGCAGACCUGCGCCACCCGCGACUUCAUUUUCUGCCAGGUGAUACAGAACCUCUACAUUCUGCCUAUCUUUGGGGCAGGUGAUCCUAGCUUCAAAUUAGGGCCAGUGCUGUGUGCUACCCUGGAGAAACAAGGAAAAAGAUAGGGGUGGCUUAGCUAGGACAGCAGGCCUGUGAAAGCCAAGGCCAGAGCUUUUCUGUAUGUUACCCCCUCAUUCGCUGGUUGGCAGUAUGGCUCCAGGCUCCACUGUGUCUGACCAGACUAGUAUCUGUGUCUGCUUAUUCCCCCUGGGAAGGAUUCUGGAAAAGCGCCGUUUCCCUCUCCUUAACUUUACAAGCUGUCUUCCUCACCUGAGUUCCAGCAGAUACUCCCCAUUUGUGCCUCUCUCCUUCCUUAGGUAUGAGACGGGAUCCCUUUAUGGGAUAGUCAAGAAAGAAACUGAUGUAAACAGUCAUCUUACAACUUACUUAAUAACUUAAUAACUUACUCCAGGGCAAAAGGCAGACGUCUCUGGGCCACUUCAGGCCCUACCACGGAGGGAACUGUAUCCUUAGCGCUGACACAGCUCCUUCCCAGUAGGCCAGUAGUUUAUGUAGAAUUGGACCCAUCCUAGGAUCAUGGUGAACUAAAAGAGCAUUUGGCUCCUUGCAUUUGGUUCACUGUAAUUCUCCCACCAUGAGCCUUGGCCAGCAGGCCUGGGGAUCACAUCUUGACUGAUAGGAUCCCUGCCCAGUUACCAUGGAGGCCCUCCAGUUGCCCUGUGACCCAAACACGCCCCACCCCACCACAGCCCCAGUCCCUAUCUUCACACUGAAUGUCUCAACAGCAGAUUGUGGUGGAAAUUAUAGCCGUGUGCCUCUAUUUAUUCUCUGAAUUGUACUGUAGAAACAAGUGUUUAUGAGGAAUAAACAAAUCACCAGGACUGCC
This is a messenger RNA of Hipposideros armiger (great roundleaf bat), 1844 nucleotides long. RefSeq names its product MORN repeat containing 4 (gene MORN4). Gene Ontology annotation, cellular component: cell projection. Gene Ontology annotation, biological process: response to axon injury. NCBI's taxonomy places the organism in Eukaryota, Metazoa, Chordata, Mammalia, Chiroptera, Hipposideridae. The transcript is spliced from 5 exons. The record is from RefSeq and is a predicted model, not a curated record. The coding region runs from base 230 to 670 and encodes 146 amino acids.